AUUUGAGGAAGGAACCUCUCUCACUCCCUCAACAUGCUUUCCCUAUCUCACAAGAAUCGUUACACAGUGACCACUCUCUUCUUCCUCGCAUUGAUCCUUCUCUCCAUCUUCUUCUUCUUCAUUACCAGAACUACUUUUCACCCUCCUCCAUCCAUCCACUCAGAUCUCUAUCUCCAACUCCAACCUCUUUCUCCGCCCCCACUGUCACCGUUACCGUCACCGUCACCACCACCGCCACCGCCACCACUCUCCUCUCCCGCUACCACCACGACCCAACAACCCCCAUCUGUCCCCGACAUUAACGACGUCACCGACCACGAAUCUGGUACCCAAACGGUUACGGAAACGGAAACGGAAACGGUUGAGAAUGCGGGUGAUGCUCAAGUAUUGAAUUGGAACGACUGUGAUUUGUUCACGGGGACGUGGGUGAAGGAUGAAAAUUACCCUAUUUACCAACCAGGUUCUUGCCCUUACGUGGACGAGGCUUAUGAUUGCAAAAUCAACGGUAGAGUCGAUACUCUCUACACCAAUUGGCGAUGGAAGCCUCACGCUUGCGAUCUUCCAAGGUUUAAUGCCACAGACUUUUUGGUGAGACUGAAAGGUAAAAGACUGAUGCUGGUCGGAGAUUCUAUGAACCGGAACCAAUUUGAGUCCAUUCUGUGCAUACUACGUGAAGGCCUGCACAAUAAGAGCAAAAUGUAUGAGAUACAUGGACACAAAAUAACAAAAGGAAGAGGCUACUACGUUUUUAAAUUUGUGGACUAUAAUUCUUCAGUGGAAUUUGUGAGAUCUCAUUUCCUAGUGAAGGAAGGAGUUCGUGUUAAUGGACAAGGGAGCUCAAAUCCUACAUUAUCAAUAGAUCGAAUUGACAAGACAUCUGGCCGCUGGAAGAGGGCUGACAUUCUUGUUUUCAAUACUGGCCACUGGUGGACUCAUGGCAAAACUGCUCGAGGGAUAAAUUACUAUAAAGAAGGUGAUUAUCUAUAUCCCAAAUUUGAUGCAGUUGAGGCAUACAGAAAGGCUAUAAAGACCUGGGCAAAAUGGAUCGAUGGCAAUAUCAAUCCAAAAAAACAGAUUGUCUACUAUCGCGGAUAUUCUUCUGCCCAUUUCAGAGGUGGGGACUGGGACUCAGGCGGGUCAUGUUAUGGUGAAACCGAACCGGUUUUCAACGGGUCCAUCCUUGAUAACUAUCCUUUGAAAAUGAAGAUUGUGGAGGAAGUGAUCCAAGGAAUGAAGGUUCCAGUGAAGUUAUUAAAUGUGACAAGACUGACAAAUUUCCGCAAGGAUGGCCACCCAUCUGUCUUUGGCAAGAAUACAAUGGGUGGAAAGAAAGUCUCCACAAGGCGGCAAGAUUGCAGCCAUUGGUGUCUUCCUGGUGUACCUGAUGCCUGGAAUGAGCUAAUUUAUGCCACUCUUGUUUUUCACCAAACCAAUUCAAGGAGUUGACUUGUAUGUUCCUUCUUUCAAGGAGUUUACUUUCUGAAAGGGGGAAGCAAGAGAGAAAAAAAGACCUUCCUGCCUUCUUUCAUUAAAACAUUCUGUCAUUGAGAUAAUGGAAAAGUUGUUUUUUUCCUGCGGUAUCCCUCUGGAUAUUUCCAUGAGAUUAAUUAUUCAGGUA
Messenger RNA from Abrus precatorius (Indian licorice), 1618 nucleotides. Its product is annotated as protein trichome birefringence-like 5. The transcript has 5 exons. Gene Ontology annotation, cellular component: Golgi apparatus. The record is from RefSeq and is a predicted model, not a curated record. The coding region runs from base 34 to 1446 and encodes 470 amino acids. Lineage: Eukaryota; Viridiplantae; Streptophyta; Magnoliopsida; Fabales; Fabaceae. Gene Ontology annotation, molecular function: O-acetyltransferase activity.